AUGAUUGCCAUGUUAUUAAUACUGCGGAUACGCAACCGUAACAAAUGUUUGGCGCCCAACAUAAAUCUAGUCAAUGAGACCGGGAUUAAUGCAGCUGCAAGUAGUAAUGUUUGCAAUACAACUGCUUGCCAACACAGGGCCAAACUAAUAACAAAACUCCUAAACGACGACGUUGAUCCGUGCACGGAUUUUUACGGCUAUGUGUGCAAUAACUGGAUGUUUCACAACCCUAUUCCGGAUGUAAAGAACGUCAUCGGCGGCUUGCAUUCUCUCGACGACCAAGUUUUGAUUGAUUUGAAAGAUAUAUUGGAAAAUGCUACCUACAAAACGAAGGAUCAGAAUGUCACGGAUAAAGUUGCGGUUGCAUAUCGUAACUGUGUCAAUACCUCCAUUCCUGCAGAGGUUCAAUUUCGUGCAUUGCAAGAUGUACUGAAGAGAGUAGUCGGUGAACACUGGCCCAUUUCGCCACUUUUCGAAAAUGAAAACACAUUUCCCAGCUGGCACGAUCUCUACAUCCGGAUUCACAACGAACUGAAUUUAUACUAUUUGUUUGCGGAGUUCGUCAUAAAAGAUGUGACGAACACAACAAAGAAUAUUCUUGUGUUGGGUAUGCCAGAGCUUGAUAACGCGGUCACUCAAACAAUGCGAGUUUCCGAAGGCAGUCACCUCACUCCUAUGGGCAUAGCUACCAAGAGGGUUAUGGAGUUCAGCAUGAAAAUACUCUAUCCGGGCAUAACAGACGCUCAAACUGAAGCGACUAUUCAAGAUAUCAUCUGGUUCAGCGAAAAUAUUACGAAGAUUCGUGAGCAUGCGGAAAGCAUGUCUGAACCUGAAAUCCCAUUUGUCAAAACGACGAUAGCACAGCUCACAAGUGUUUCGAAAGAGCUCGACUGGGAGCUUUUCUUCGGGAAGAUACUGGAGCCUGUUGGUAUUAAGCUCCAACCUGAAGAGCCAAUAAUCCUUGCCGGCGAACUCUACGUAAGAACAAUAAUCGAAUUCGUGAGUAAAUCACGCAGGUCUACAGUGUACAACUCCCUUAUGUUGGCGGUAAUACAAAAAUUAGCUCCACUCGCUCUGCCGGAGUUUCAAGAGAUGCUUUUUGACGUGCGAAGCAUCACAACAGGAGCCAAGGAAGACGAUCCUCAGUGGAUGCGCUGUAUGAACAACAUUGUCGGGCUAUCUGGCGUUAUGGACCACCCCGCCGGAAGGCUUUACAUCGAAAAAAAAUUCAGCACGUUUGCUAGGAAAGACGCAAAGGGCUUGGUUACUGAGCUCAUCGACUCCUUCAAGGAACGCCUUCUGAAGAUAAGAUGGAUGGAUCACAAAACAAAAUUAGAGGCUUUAACGAAGCUGACUCAAAUCGUUAAAAAAGUUGGCUAUGCUGAUUGGCUGAUGAACGACACAUAUCUGAACAACAUGUACCGUGAGGUUGAACCCGUUGUUCUAGGUCAACCCUUUAUUUUGUCCUACUUGGAUUUCCGGAAGAAAAGCGGCCUGGAAAUUUUGAGAAAGUUACGUGUGGAGAACAACCGAGCAGAAGUUUGGGAAUCAGGUCCUGCUACCGGGAAUGCCUUUUAUUCACCGCUGUCAAACUCAGUCAUAAUUCCUGCGGGAAUACUUCAACCACCUUUAUUCGAGUACGGCUUACCAAUGCACAUAAAUAUUGGGGCAGUAGGGACAGUUAUUGGCCAUGAAGUGACGCAUGCCUUUGACGAGACAAGUAGUCUGUUCGAUGCAGAAGGUAAUAUUCGCAACUGGUGGACGAAUGCAACCAAAGAAACAUUUUUGCAAAAGGUUAAAUGUUUUGAAGAACAAUAUGGUAGCGUUGCAGACAAGAGAGUUCAUUUAAAACUCAAUGGACUCCUGACAAAAAACGAGAACAUCGCGGACAAUGGAGGACUUCUUCUAGCCUACCGUGCCUACCGCCGCUGGGCUAGCAAAACAAAAUAUGAAAAAGUGCCUUCCUUGCCAGGACUGAACCUCACCAGUGAUCAGCUUUUCUUUACAUCCUACGCAAUGAUAUGGUGCACGAAUAUUCGACCAGAGUCGCUCAUGAUACAGAUCCACACUGAUUCGCACUCCCCUGAGCGACACAGAGUGAACGAAGUUCUAAAGAACACGAAAGAAUUUUCAGAGGCAUUCUCGUGCUCUGAAACGUCACGCAUGAAUAACAAAGACAAGUGCAUCGUCUGGUGA
This is a messenger RNA of Ixodes scapularis (black-legged tick), 2196 nucleotides long. RefSeq names its product neprilysin-1-like. NCBI's taxonomy places the organism in Eukaryota, Metazoa, Arthropoda, Arachnida, Ixodida, Ixodidae. Gene Ontology annotation, cellular component: plasma membrane. Bases 1 to 2196 code for a protein of 731 amino acids. The transcript has 20 exons. Gene Ontology annotation, biological process: protein processing. The record is from RefSeq and is a predicted model, not a curated record. Gene Ontology annotation, molecular function: metalloendopeptidase activity.